AAUCCCUUGGGAUAGCCAGUUCUUCCCCCUUUCAGCCUCCCAUAUCCGUCUUUAUCCCUCUCUCAUCGUCGACGACUGGCAAAUGCUGUGUGAUCAUUUCCUACUGAACCUUGAAAUCAAUCCAUGGCGGAACCGCUGAUCAAUCUCUGAUUCCUUCUUCUCACUCCGAUCCGUCUCCAGUUUCGUAGAUCUGAAAAGCUUUUCAUUUACUUACUAUUUAUGGAAAUGGCUGCAAUAUCUUCAAGCCCGCGCACGGUCGAAGAGAUCUUCAAGGAUUACAGCGCUCGUCGCUCCGGCAUCGUCCGAGCUCUCACUUACGAUGUCGAUGAAUUUUACGCAACCUGCGAUCCAGAGAAGGAGAAUUUGUGUUUGUAUGGACAUCCAAAUGAAACAUGGGAGGUAACACUGCCAGCAGAGGAAGUCCCUCCAGAACUUCCAGAACCUGCUUUGGGGAUUAAUUUUGCAAGAGAUGGGAUGCACAGAAGAGAUUGGCUGUCGUUGGUGGCUGUGCAUACUGAUUCUUGGUUGUUGGCGGUUGCUUUCUACUUUGGUGCUCGCCUUAAUAGGAAUGAGAGGAAGCGUCUGUUCAGCUUGAUAAAUGAUCUUCCCACCGUCUUUGAAGUGGUGACAGAGCGGAAGCAUGUGAAGGACAAGCCAAAUGUGGAUAAUGGAAACAAAUCCAGAUCGAGCACAAAGAGGACAAACGAUGGACAAGCAAAAAGCACCACACCAAGGGUUUAUGACGAGAGUUAUGCGGAAGAUGAAGACGAGCACGGGGAAACCCUUUGUGGGAGCUGUGGAGGGAAUUACAGUGGCGACGAGUUCUGGAUAGGUUGCGACAUCUGUGAGAGGUGGUAUCACGGCAAGUGCGUGAAAAUAACACCUGCGAAAGCCGAAAGCAUCAAGCAAUACAAAUGCCCUUCUUGCAGCACAAAGAAGGCGGGGCGCCCAUAGACGUAACUAAUCUAUUUCUAUCCAACAUGUCAUUAAUUUGGUAGUAGGAUGUUCUCUUUCCCUUCCCUUCCCCCAACCCCUACAACAUAUAUAUAGCAGCAGCAGCAGCAGCAGCAGAUAUAUGUGGUUAUUAAAGUGAUUGGACUUGGUUUAGGAUAUGGUUUCUUUUGCAGGAGAGCAGGAGGUUAUUAGUGAUACAGUGCUUGCAAUUGCCGCCCCUUUGUUGUCAUUCUUGCACACUCUAAUUUGACCUUUUUUUUU
Molecule: messenger RNA, 1215 nt
Organism: Cynara cardunculus var. scolymus (artichoke)
Lineage: Eukaryota; Viridiplantae; Streptophyta; Magnoliopsida; Asterales; Asteraceae
Product: PHD finger protein ALFIN-LIKE 2-like
Exons: 5
Coding region: 220-954 (244 amino acids)
Biological process (GO): regulation of DNA-templated transcription
Cellular component (GO): nucleus
Molecular function (GO): transcription coregulator activity; transcription cis-regulatory region binding; histone binding
Source: RefSeq, a predicted model, not a curated record